AUGGCGGUAUUGCAAACGUUGACUGUCAUUCCAGCAACAUUUGGCAAACUUGCAACCAAUUUACUUACGAAGGUCGUCAACGCUGCAAUUUUUUCCAAAUGCAAACGGGUGGAUUUCGUCGGCGACCGAUAUCCACGUCAAAGUAUUAAGAAUCGGGAGAGGGUCAGACGAGCCAUGAGCGGUGUCCAGGUGAUACGCAUAUUUAGUGAGCAGCAAAACGUUCCUCGUCAGUGGAAGAAAUUUAUGUCUUCAGGUGAUAACAAAGAAGAAUUGAUGAAAUUUAUUUUUAGUACCUGGAGGAAGGCAGAUCCGCAAUUAUUGAAGAGCGUAGAGGUAUUUUUAGCACACGAAGAAAUUUGUCACAGAUUUUUUUAUUCAAAUGGGGAGAUGAUGUGCUCUGAAAUCGGAGAACUUUACUGUGACCACGAAGAGGCGGACACAAUGCAUACUUCUCUGGAAUAUCGCACCAUCAUAAUCAAGAGUCCGGAUACAGACGUGCUUUUGAUCGCACUUAACGCUUGC
Messenger RNA from Paramuricea clavata, 522 nucleotides. The record is from the annotation of a GenBank genome assembly. NCBI's taxonomy places the organism in Eukaryota, Metazoa, Cnidaria, Anthozoa, Malacalcyonacea, Plexauridae.